AUGGAAGAAGAAACACAUGAGAUCAGAGCCCCUCUAAUAAGCACGGAUGAGAAAGUUAAGGAUCCUAACGACAUACCAUCAUCUUCCUCAUCAUCAGAGAUCAACAAACUACAAGAAACAGAAGAGAACUCACCAGUCAAACAAGUAGCCUUAACAGUGCCAACAACAGAUGACCCUUCUCUACCGGUUCUCACAUUUAGAAUGUGGGUCUUGGGCACCAUUUCUUGUGUCCUUUUAUCAUUUCUCAAUCAGUUCUUUUGGUACCGCACAGAACCUUUAUCAAUCACAGCUAUCUCUGCCCAGAUUGCUGUAGUGCCUCUUGGCCAAUUAAUGGCUGCCAAGAUUACAGAUAGAGUUUUCUUAAAAGGCACUCGGUGGGAAUUCACAUUGAAUCCUGGACCCUUUAACGUCAAAGAACAUGUUCUUAUCACCAUCUUUGCUAACUCUGGAGCUGGCAGCGUUUAUGCCAUUCAUAUUGUUACUGUUGUUAAGAUGUUUUAUAAGAAGCAUAUUACGUUCUUUGUUUCUUUGAUUGUUAUUAUCACAACCCAGGUUUUGGGGUUUGGAUGGGCCGGCAUAUUUAGGAAGUACCUGGUGGAGCCUGCAGCUAUGUGGUGGCCAGCAAAUCUUGUUCAAGUUUCAUUGUUCAGGGCUCUGCAUGAGAAGGAAGAGAGGGCCAAAGGAGGAGUGACCCGUAUACAGUUCUUUGUAAUAGCCUUCAUAUGCAGCUUUGCUUACUAUGUUUUCCCAGGCUACCUCUUCCAAAUGUUGACUUCCCUCUCCUGGGUUUGCUGGAUAUUCCCAAAAUCUGUCUUGACCCAACAACUGGGUUCAGGCCUUUAUGGGCUUGGAAUUGGUGCUAUUGGGAUUGACUGGUCAACUAUCUCCUCUUAUCUUGGAAGCCCACUUGCUAGCCCUUGGUUUGCUACGGCUAAUGUGGCUGCUGGAUUCAUUUUUGUCAUGUACAUUUUGACCCCAUUAUGUUACUGGUUUAAUGUCUACAAGGCCAAAACUUUCCCUAUAUUCUCAGAUGACCUCUUUACAUCAAGCGGCCAGGAGUAUAACAUUUCUGCUAUAGUUGAUUCCAAUUUUCAUCUUGAUCUUGCUGCUUAUGAGAAGCAAGGACCCCUUUAUCUCAGUACCUUUUUUGCAAUGACUUAUGGAGUUGGUUUUGCUGCACUUACUGCCACAAUUGUUCAUGUUGCCCUGUUUCAUGGAAGGGAGAUAUGGGAGCAAAGCAAAGCAAGCUUUCAAGAAAAGAAGAUGGAUAUACACACAAAACUGAUGAGGAAGUAUAAGCAGGUUCCUGAAUCAUGGUUUGUGGGUAUCCUUUUGUGUAACAUUGCAGCCACCAUCUUUGCUUGUGAAUAUUACAAUGAUCAACUUCAAUUGCCUUGGUGGGGUGUUUUACUAGCCUGUGGGAUUGCCAUUUUGUUCACUCUUCCAAUAGGCACCAUCACUGCCAUCACAAAUCAGACACCAGGCUUGAACGUUAUAACAGAGUAUAUCAUUGGGUAUAUCUACCCAGGAUACCCAGUUGCCAAUAUGUGCUUCAAAGUCUAUGGCUACAUAAGUAUGACACAGGCCAUAGCUUUCCUGCAAGACUUUAAACUUGGCCACUACAUGAAGAUUCCUCCUAGGACAAUGUUCAUGGCACAGAUUGUGGGGAGCCUCAUCGCCUGCCUUACAUAUUUAGGCACAGCAUGGUGGUUAAUGGAGACCAUUACAGAUAUAUGUGACACAACAGCCUCCAACAGCGUCUGGACUUGCCCAAGUGACACUGUAUUCUACGAUGCAUCAGUGAUCUGGGGUUUGAUUGGACCCAGAAGAAUUUUUGGAGAUUUAGGCACAUACGAAGCAAUCAACUGGUUUUUCCUCGCAGGAGCAGUAGCACCUGUUCUUGUAUGGCUAGCUGCAAAGGCAUUUCCAAAACAAGAAUGGAUUACACUAAUCAACAUGCCAGUGUUAAUAGGAGCAACAGGAAUGAUGCCACCAGCUACAGCAGUUAAUUACACUAGUUGGAUUAUAUUGGGUUUUCUUUCUGGAUUUGUUGUGUAUAGGUAUAGGCCAGACUUGUGGCAGAGAUAUAAUUAUGUACUUUCUGGGUCAUUGGAUGCUGGCCUUGCCUUCAUGGGAGUGUUAAUAUAUCUUUGUUUGGGGAUAGAAAAUAUUAGCGUUGAUUGGUGGGGGAAUGAUCUUGAUGGAUGCCCUUUGGCUACUUGCCCAACCGCUAAGGGAAUUGUGGUUGAUGGUUGUCCAGUUUUCAGCUAGACAAUCUAUUACAAGAAAAGAAGAACAUGGCUUGAAAAUUCUAUCUAUUACUUACUUUUUUGCCAUUAA
Messenger RNA from Jatropha curcas, 2340 nucleotides. It is a transcript of the gene OPT7, whose product is annotated as oligopeptide transporter 7. The record is from RefSeq and is a predicted model, not a curated record. Lineage: Eukaryota; Viridiplantae; Streptophyta; Magnoliopsida; Malpighiales; Euphorbiaceae. Gene Ontology annotation, molecular function: oligopeptide transmembrane transporter activity. Gene Ontology annotation, biological process: transmembrane transport.